AUGUCCUCUAUGGCUUCUUAUGCUACUGCCGCUUCUCGUCUCACAUCCCCGCCCCCCCGACCACCACGAAGAAGACCAAGCCAACAAAGUCUGACGGUCGCCUCCCCCAGCAAAACCGGAUGUGAUGCCACAGGCUCGCUGGGUCAUCCGAUGUGUAGCACUGCUCCUCUCCGCAUCUCUCCUAACAGGAUGCUUCGAGCCCUCUCCCCGCUUCCGGGGGGCAUUGCAGCUUCCUUGAAGGCACCCGCCGGAGUAGCGCUAAGCACGGAGGGUGCAGCGAAGGCAGCAGCGCAUUCAUCACCCGCUCCAGCAAUGACGGCUCGCUCCUCUUCUCUCGGAGCUCGUGCCAUGGGCGCUCUGCGGCCGAGCCCUUUGCAUCGACGUAGUCAAAGCGCGCAGAUGUACGAGCCACCUGUCAAGAGCUCUCUGCGCUCUGAGCUUCCCUGGACAUUGGCACUGGGCGAUGAUAG
Ceraceosorus guamensis is the source of this 470-nucleotide messenger RNA. RefSeq lists its product as hypothetical. The transcript has a single exon. The record is from RefSeq and is a predicted model, not a curated record. Lineage: Eukaryota; Fungi; Basidiomycota; Exobasidiomycetes; Ceraceosorales; Ceraceosoraceae. The annotation marks the transcript as partial.